This is a messenger RNA of Rhopalosiphum padi (bird cherry-oat aphid), 1138 nucleotides long. RefSeq names its product gametocyte-specific factor 1-like. The record is from RefSeq and is a predicted model, not a curated record. NCBI's taxonomy places the organism in Eukaryota, Metazoa, Arthropoda, Insecta, Hemiptera, Aphididae.
ACAUUAAGAAAAAAUAAAAAUAAUAAUUGCAUAUAUUUUAUUAUAUUAAUAUUAUACUAAUUAUAGGUAUAUUGAAAUAAAAAUAUGGUGAGAAAAUAUCCUACUAUGCUGAAAAUAGCCGGGGGGGGGAAUGUCCACUUACCAAUUAAUUCAUAUUUCAUAAUAUUAAAAUAUAAUAAUUUUUUCCUAUUUACUAUUAAAUAUUUUGUAUUUGGUUUUCGAGUUAUUUUCAGAAGUGUAUACCCGUAAAAUAACAUUUUACAUUAAGUAUAAGACAAAUACACCCCUGAUAAUAAUUACAUGGAAACUAUAUUAGAAAUGUCUUCAGAAGAAAAAAUAAGUGAUGGCGCAUCAAAUAACGAGAUUGUUGAUUUUAGUAUUUACUAUUUGGAUAUGGUGGAAUGUCCAUUAGAUCCAAACCAUAAACUUCGACGUCACAGGCUGCCAUAUCAUCUUUUAAAGUGCAAAAAAAACUUCCCGGAUAAAAUACAAUGUCCUUAUGGACAUUAUUAUUAUUUAGAAAAACAUGAAAUGGCUAAUCACUUACAACUAUGCCCUCAUAAGCCAAGGUCAGUUCAAGCUGAAGAAAUGCAACCGUACAUAGUGCAAGCUCAACGAGCUAGAAAUGAGAAUAUCGUUUACAACUAUGAUGUUGACGAUUUUAAAAUUGAUGAACCCUAUUGGGACUAACCAUUAAUUAUUUUAUUCAUUUUUUGUCCCCAUUAGAGUGUUAAAUAUUAUUUAAACCAAUGAUAUUUUUACUGUAUCAAGGACUAAGGUUAAUAUUAAUUUUUUUUUCCUAUUACUUAAGUAAAAGUUUUUUUUUUUUUAUUUUAAUCAUUACACUUUUUAUGCUAAGUAUAAUGUAUAUGAAUUCAAUUAGCAUCAUAAUAUUUUUUAUAUAAAAAUGUAAUUUAAUUUUUGUCAUUUUAUAUAUUAUGUUAAGGCGUUACAUUAUGAGACUAUGUAAAUUGUAUAAAAAUAUUUCCAUUGUACAACAGUAUUUAUCACUGGAGUUAAGCAUUAUAAAUUUACUAAUUGUAUUAUUAACAAUAUUUUUAUAACACAAUAUCUAAUUUUGAAGAGUUAUGUUAAAUGAUUAUAACUAAGGUAUUAAAACCAAUUUUCUUACAUUUUA